Molecule: messenger RNA, 948 nt
Organism: Zingiber officinale
Lineage: Eukaryota; Viridiplantae; Streptophyta; Magnoliopsida; Zingiberales; Zingiberaceae
Product: TPD1 protein homolog 1-like
Exons: 3
Coding region: 246-749 (167 amino acids)
Biological process (GO): cell fate determination
Source: RefSeq, a predicted model, not a curated record
ACGGCCAGAUUAUGAGCAGCAUCGUUGGUGGAGCCCACCGUCCGCUCAUUGAAUUCGGAUUGCGGUGGUCGACUGACAUCAGCCGUCGGAUUCACGUCGCACGGUCUUGAUACGCGCGCACGAGGCGGUGGGGCUGGGAAGCAUCAGGAGUACUCCUCCCUUUUCCCAUUUCAUGUAUAAAUAGCAGGCGAGCGGAUCAUUUCUGCCUCCGACCGAUUGCCGACGGAGAAUUAGAAAGUUCGAUCAUGGAAUCAUCCCGCUCGACCGGCGUCGCCACCUUCUUCAUUUACUCUCUACUUUUUCUCAGGAUACGAGCGGCAGCGUCCGUACACUCGGAAGGUCUAACUAGGGAGGCAUCUGCAAACGGAGAAAUCGCCGCCGCGGCUGGCCAGUUCGUCGAGAUCGAUUCCUCGGUGGAGGAGCGGAUGGGGGAAGAAGGGGUCUGUUCGAAAGAGGACAUAUUGCUGUACCAGGGGGCGACGGCGCCGCUGCCUAACGGGAUCCCGACGUACACGGUGCAGAUCCUGAACACGUGCGACGUCGGCGGGUGCGGCGUGGGCGACAUCCACGUGCGGUGCGGUUGGUUCAGCUCCGCCCGCCUCAUCAACCCCCGCGUCUUCCGGCGGCUUCGCUUCGACGACUGCCUCGUCAAUGACGGCACCGCCAUUGCGCCCGGCGGCUCCGUCUCCUUCCAGUACGCUAACUCCUAUCCCUACCCGCUCUCGGUUGCUUCUGGCGCCUGCGGAUGACCAACGGCCUGAACCGGCGGUCCAGUUGUUGCGUGCUUGAUAGGUAACCACGUGUACUUGUAUCGUGCAUCGCGCGUGCAUUGUAGACGUCUAAUUACUAAUACUAAUAAUUAAGUGCAUGGAAUUUCUGAAAUUUUUUGGUCUUUCUCUUGUUUAGCAUAUUAAAAAAUGAUUUUAUACAUAAAAUUCAUGAAGAAGA